This is a messenger RNA of Engraulis encrasicolus (European anchovy), 2035 nucleotides long. RefSeq names its product transmembrane protein 272-like. The record is from RefSeq and is a predicted model, not a curated record. The transcript has 6 exons. The coding region runs from base 255 to 794 and encodes 179 amino acids. Lineage: Eukaryota; Metazoa; Chordata; Actinopteri; Clupeiformes; Engraulidae.
GAAGUGUGGGUGGGAGGUGCAAAGCUGACAUCGCUUUUAGGCAACUUCGCUCCGAGUACCGAUGACUACUCUAGAAGACAACGUCUCACGCCAAUACUGACUAAAGUCGCUGAAACUGAAGAACCUCUCCAAGAAGCGACAGGAUGGCUGUCAUUCAUUUACAACAACAAAAAACUGCUCUCACAGCACCAAGUGCCAUCUGCUGGCGUUGGACAUUAUUGCAACCAAACGCCCUUCAAGCCAUGCUGUAGAAGAUGGAGAACCGGACAUUAUUGCAGGACCUACGCCGAACUCCCAAACUCAGUACACCUGUUUUAGUCAUUUCUAAGAUGAUAGUGAUUGCCAUACCCAUUGCCGAGGUUGUAAUCGGAUCCCUGUACCUGAAAAGCUGCCCGGUGCAGAAGUUCAUCCCGAUCUACCUGGUGGUGAUGGGUGCCUUCACCCUGUCCCUCACGCUGCUGUCCUGCCUGCCCUGCACCCAGGAACCCGAGGACGGGAGCCAGACUGCCCUCAGUAGCGUCUGUACUGCCUGGAACUCCAUCGUAUCCCUCUUCCUAUUCUGCUGGUUUAUCGCUGGUAAUGUGUGGAUCUACUCAAAAUACCAGCCCAACUAUGUCAAUCCAGAUGCCUCAGACUACUGUCACAAGACCCUCUAUCUCUUCGCCUUCUGGGUCACCUCUCUGGUAUACAUCCUGAUUGGUGGCUUCUUUGUCCUUGGUUGCUGCGCCAUGAUCUGUUUGGCCAUCUGUGGGAAGGUGCGGGGCUUCGGGUACAACCGGCAUGAAGACAUCUGAUGAUACUUCUCACAGCGGUCAAAGUUAGGGGCUUUCUCUGAACCCCACGGUCCAAGAUUUCUGGCCCAGUCACUAUGGGUGCAAAUCCAGCUCACAAACGUGUCGUUUCCUCUUUCCUUUGGCCUCGUACCUUGUUGUUGUCGUCGAAAGUCAGUUAGAAAGUCAGAAAGUUUUAUAUUGGCCAUUCAUUUCUCAUAUCUGAAAAGAAAACCUCGUUGUCAAAACAACUUUGAAAAACGUUGAUGUCCUGAUGUGCCACAAGGCUUUUCUUCGGUAAUAUUGUAUGUACGUAUUUUGAAGGUGAAAAGAGGGUCCAAUAUCAAACUUCCAUUACCCAGGUCGACGACAAGGCACACGGCCAGAGGACAGAGGAAAGAAUGCAGGUUUGAGGACCUUUUGCACCCUUUGUAGUGCACUAUGUACAAGGCAACGAAACAAGGCAACUCGCACCCUAUGUAGUGCAGGAUGGAGUGAACGUUCUGCUCAUAGUGCAUGAGUUCUUGUCAAAUUCGUUCCUCCAGUGCUUUCAUUUUUCUUGUGGCCUUGUUGGCAAGGUUCAACGUCAUUUCUGCUCGAAGUUGUAUUCAAUAUCUCACAAAAGCAUAAUUCAAAGGUCAUUAUCUCAAUUGCAAUCUGCAUGAUUAUUGGGGAAAAGCCCCUUUAAAAUUGCUCUGCCUGGGUUGACAGCUGGAAAACUUCAUUGUUUUCUUUACGAUGGAGGGAAGUUACAGAGGCAAGAGGCCACAAGCAACAAGAAAGGACGGGAGGAACUAGUUUGACUUGCAGCUCAUGUGUCAUAUGGGUUUACCUGCUUCAUCUUCAUUGUGGAACCACGAUUAGUCACAGGGUGUCUAGAAGCUACUGAUGUAUGUGCCACAAUCAGCUUUUCUUUGCAACAGCGAUCCCAGUGUUUGCAGUAUUUGCAGAUAUUACUGCUUUUUAUAAUACUUCAAAGUCCUAUGCAGCUAUUGUUUUUGUUUUUAUGCACUAAUUAAGUUCUUUGUUGAAUUCUGUCCAAUGAAAUCUGCAUUUUUGUGUAAUGUAAAAGAGUUUUCUUUGUGCAAUAGUUCUGAUGGCCAACAUAAUGGAUGCAGAAUAUGAACUGCAAGCUUUUUUGCUGUCAGUGCAAUUAGUACUUUGUAUGAUUUAGCCUACGUUUACGUCUGCUGUGCUGAAAAAUAUUGCUGUAAUAUUUUAAACUGAUUCAUACAAAUGUAUUUUGUGGAUGAAGAGUUGCUGUA